AGAACGGGAGUGGGAGAAGUAGUUUGUCAUGACGGAGUGUCCCGGGGGAGCUGGAGCGGGGUCUGGGCCUGGGCCUGGGUCUGGGUCCAGAUGCGGGGUGACAGGGACAGGCACUGUGCAGCCCAUUGGGGCCGAGGGCCUGGUGGCCCUGCUGGAGGGGGGGCUGGACCGGGUGCUGCUCAUCGACAGCAGGCCCUUCGUGGACUACAACGCCUCGCACAUCCUCGAGGCCAUCAACGUCAACUGCUCCAAGCUGAUGAAGAGGCGGCUGCAACAGGACAAGGUGCAGAUUGCAGAGCUCCUUCAGCACUCGGCCAAAAAGAAGUUGGAGUUUCAGGGUGGUCAGGAGGUGGUUGUGUAUGACCAGAGCUCAUCAGACCCAGCAGCGUUGUCCUCUGAGGCCUUCCUUAGUGUCCUUUUGGCCAAGCUGGAGAGGAGUUUCCCCUCUGUCCACUUACUCUCAGGUGGAUUUGCUGAGUUUUCCCACCUCUUCCCUGGCUUGUGUGAGGGUAAGUCUACCCUGGUGCCCUCCUGUAUGUCCCAGCCCUGCCUGCCAGUUACCAACAUUGGACCCACCCGCAUCCUGCCCCACCUUUACUUGGGCUGCCAGAGAGAUGUCCUAAACAAGGAUCUAAUGCAGCAGAAUGACAUUGCUUACGUCCUAAAUGCCAGUAACACCUGCCCCAAGCCUGACUUCAUCCCAGAGUCCCAUUUCCUUCGCGUUCCUGUCAAUGACAGCUUUUGUGAGAAGAUCCUUCCUUGGUUGGACAAAUCAGUGGAGUUCAUAGAGAAGGCUAAAGCCUCCAAUGCACGGGUCCUGGUCCACUGUCUUGCUGGCAUCUCCCGCUCAGCCACAAUCGCCAUUGCCUAUAUAAUGAAGAGAAUGGACAUGUCCUUGGAUGAGGCGUACAGAUUUGUGAAGGAGAAAAGGCCAACCAUCUCUCCAAACUUCAACUUCUUGGGCCAGCUGCUGGAUUUUGAGAAAAAGAUCAAAAGUCCCCAUGGUACUGAGACAAAGUUCAAGUCCUUCCAUCCAGAGCAGAGUUGUGAGGCCUCCCCUCAGCCGGAGGGGCUAGACGGUGCUCAGGAGUCUCCAGUAAGUCAGGAAUCUGCCGUGAGCCCCGGCCUGGCCUUACUGGAGCCCCUCACCCUCCCAUGUGUGUUAGCUGAUGCACCUGAGGAGCGGCUCCUAGCGCAGGCUCUAAGUGGCCUGCAGCUUGCAGAGGGGACAGAGGACAAUGCCAGGCUCAAACGUUCCUUCUCAUUGGACAUUAAGUCAUAUGGUGAAGCAGGCAGUAACACCACUCACCGUGUCUUUGUCCCUCAUGCUGGAGCAGGGGACACCUCAGAGUACUUCAAACCUUCCACCUUCAAAGAACCCGCCAGCAAGCCCUGCCAGUUCUCCCCAGUGGAAGAGGUAUCGGAGCAGUCCACUCCAGAACAAAGCCCCGACAAGGAGGAGGUGAACGGGCCAGAGACUGUCAAACCAACAGCCUCCAGCGCAUUCUCUACCACAUCUGCCACCACUACCAGUGCCAAGCAACCGAGCACUGUCAAGCCUCCAGCAGCUACACCACAUUGCUCCCAUCAGCUCCAUCGAAGUGGCAGUAUGGAGGAGAAUACCCACACUGCUAAUUUCUUGUUUGGUCUGUCCCGCAGUCAGCAGCAGCUGGCAAAGCCCGGUGCUGGUGGCGCACUCAAAGGGUGGCACUCAGAUAUCCUGCUGGGACCUGUCACAGUUUCUACUUCCUCAUUGGCAGGUGGUUGGUACCUUUCCUCUGAGUCCACACGGUUUUACUCAACCUCAGCUAUUCUGAGUGGUGGGGGCUUUACAGCCUACAGCUGCAGCCAUGGCUUGGAGGCGGUGCGACGGCGCGGUCGCCAGAGGAGUGGUGACCUAGGAGACUCGCGCCGGAGCUGGCACGAAGAGAGCACCUUUGAGAAGCAGCUGAAACGUCGCAGCUGCCAGAUGGAGUUUGGUGAUGGCAUGUCGGAGAGUCGGUCCCGGGAGGAGAUGGGUAAAGUAGGAAGUCAGUCGAGUUUCUCUGGUAGCAUGGAGAUCAUAGAGGUGUCCUGAGAAUGAUUAUCUGGACAUCCACUGAUGUCUCAAGUUACCUAAGGAUUUGGUAUAUUUUCAGAAAUCUCCCAUUCCAUUGGGAUAAUACUGUACUCUGAACCAACCAUAGAUACUGCUUGGGCUAGACCUUGAACUCUACUGGCACUAUAAUAAAAGUGCUUUUGUUCCAACAGCCUUAAAUGUAGUAGAGAGUAACUCUCACCUCGGAAGCAGCUGUGUGUUACUGAAUGUGAUGAAGAGGAUGCAUAACACCCUUAAAGACAUUUUUUUCACUGAGGACUGAGCCUUUCAAUGUUAUGUCUUGAUUGAAGAUGGGUGUUGCUCAUCAUUUUCUGAAUUUGUUUUCAUUCUCAUCAGCCCAAUAUGUCUGCCAGACAUUGUAAAUCUUCUUACUAGUACAAGGAACCUUAAAUGAAGCCUGAUGAUAUUGAACUGGAAUGGGGAAGUUUACCAUAUCCAUCUGUUCUUCUAUGUGCCCCUGAAGGUUUCAAAGUCUCAACUAUCCAGUACCUCACAAAUCCAAAUUAAAACAUUUUUGUGUGUUUUGUUUUCUCUCAUUUUGAGUAGCUCAUUGACAAUUAAAAUCUCAGGUGUUACUUGAGCUGCAGGGAAAGACUAAUGAACAGUUCCCCAUAAAAGGUAUGGUUGAAAAUUGUUCUGGUAUGACUUAGAAAAGAUUUGAAGACUGAUAGGCCUGUGCUUGAAAGCUUUGAAUACCCUCUGUCACUUCAGCUGUACAAGGAUCAGUGCUCCCUACUCUGAUCCUUGCAUGCUAAAUGUCCUGUGGAAAAAGGUCAUGAUUAGAGCUAGUUGGGUAAGAGGUGUUGGAGGGGUCGCACAGGCAGAACAUUGAUUUAGCAAGUGCUUUUAAUAAUAAAGAGGCUGGGACUCUUGUUCAAAGAACAUGUUGCCGCAACAGAGAGCAAACAUACAUUGGAACAGAUGGCAAAGUGUUGUUUAGAUGACAAAAUGAACUCAUUGGGGUCUAGAAAGUUGAUGCCUCAGUUGGAUGACUCACAAAAGUUUAUAUCAUUCGCAUUUAAUGUUGCACUACUGUGGUUUGAGAAUGGUUUUGAUUUAAGAAAAAAAAAAAAAAAAAAAGUACAAAACGGUAUAAGACACAAUGCUGUGCUUCUGAGUGUGUAUGAGUGUGUGUGCGCAUAUGUUUGAUGCCCUCAGACCACUACCUGCCUUAAGGUAACAAAUUAGCAAGUGUCACCAGUCCUGAUAUCGAGCUCAUUGGUAUUAUUUCUCUUCAGGGACAGAAAUGAACUAAUUAGAAGACUGUUAGAGAUUCAUUAAGUGGAGAAAAUACAGUAUCCUCAGUGAAUGAAUGAAUGAGAAUGAGCAAGAGUUGAAACACCAUGGUUCUUGGGCCACUACCACCUUGAAGUUGUUCAUGGGGGCUGUUUGAUCACAAACAAAUGAAUGGCUUCUGGAGUACAAAUGGCUACUGUGCCCAGUACCCAGCUGUUGAUUUGGAGUUCACUCUCACUUGCUAGUCCUCAGAUAUUUGAUAAAAGCUGUUGGCCAAGGCCCUGUCACUGAGAAGCUUGAAGCAGGGAGUGGCCAGUGGCUCAUCGGCUCCUCUGUCUUUGACCAGUUUGGUUACCACACCCAUCAGCAACUCAUAUAUCUUUACCCAGAAAUAGGCCUCCCUAAACUAGAACAACAGGCUCCACCAGCACUUCACACCAGUCACAUGGGCAACUUCUUUGCAGAUGACAUAAUAGCAAUAGGGCAUACGCAGCUCAGUCUGGGACAGCAGAUUACUUAACUUAUUCCAAGAAGAAAAAUGCUGUCCUGUGAUCCCGUACACAUGGGAACCUAUCCCACUUGAUCUUUAGGGACACUAUUAGACCAUGAUCACAUAGGAUGCUUUUUGGAGUGCACCUGCGCCUUUUUUUCGUAGUUGUCGUCAGUGGUUCUUCAGUGAAACAGGGUGGUGCAUUUUGUGGCACCACUGUUACGCCUUUUCAACCAACAAGGAACUGGUUCUGUUCUAGUUUGCUAACCUAAUUUUGAACUGUUCUAAGCAUUUUGACCAAAAGUAAAUUAUCUUGAUAUCUGAAAAGUUGGUUCUCAACUGGAACCAAAAAAUAGUGGGGCCUGAAGUGGGAACUGUGACCACAACAAGAGUGGUUGUGUUUGAUUCUAUAGAGAAAGAUGGAGAUGACAGAAAAAUUGAAGAGUGUGCAGUGGUCUGCUGAAGAAACAAAACUAUUGGACAUUCCAGAAUUCCCCUGGUUGGGAUCAAUAAAGUAUAUCUAUCUAUCUAUCUAUCUGAAUUUCAGGAGAAAAUGGAGGAGAGUACUAGAAAGUUAAUUGUAUCUCAAAAUGCCCAGGACCAAAUUAUUAAAACGUGGUGCUGGAUGGGAUAAUAUGGGGUAGUUACAUGACCUCCCUGAUGACCAGCAAACCAGCGACACCUCCGUCACAAUGGACCCACUCCAAACUAAUGCAAACACAGGUGGGGUCACUAGUUGCCACCUUGGUUCCAAGAAUCCAGAGCAGAACUUGUUCAAGAACCAGAACCGUUUUGGUCGAAAAAAGGAACAUGCGCUCAUACUGAAGUUGUCUGAAUUUGAGUCAUAAUGUGCAUGACAUCACACUCCCAGUCUUGGCAGUACUCGCAGACGAGAUGAUAAACCUGUUGGUUCUGGGCAGGAUCUUAGCAGGAUGUCAACCUCAUCCUGUUUAAGAAUGGACUUCUUCAAGGGCAAGCAUAGCUGUCUCUUGUCCACUGUCAUUUUCAACGGCUUAACUACUAACGUCAGUCUUUUUUGUCACAUAGCAUCCUGAACAAUGUAACGCUCGGUGGGUCCUUUGAUCACUUGCUCUCUCUGUUGCUUGCACCCGAGCUGUGUCUGAGCAGGAGAAAAAGAAAAAGCCUCCUAUCUGAUCACGGCCUCAGCUUUGCCAAAGCUUCUCCUCCAAGGCUUUACCAUAUUUCUACGUUCCUCUUACACUUCUACAUGUAGAAGAGGCGAAAGUAGCAAGUAUGAGAUUAAAUUUGAUAGAGAACUACAGUAUAUAGUUGCUGAAUCCUGAAAACAGAUUUUGUAUGCAGCUUGUUCAUACAGGAUGUAGAGUGAAGCCACAUAGGCUACAGCUACUGGUGCUCUCAGUUGCCUGUCACCAGCCAACACUGUUGCCUUUGGAACAGUUCAGCAUAAUUUAGGUUUUCCACAUCCCUGUCUAAGAGUCUGACAUUAGCCAGGGGUCGGUUGUAUGGGUGAUAUUAUUUCCUGUGUUCACAUCCAACAGAUGAUGACUAGUGAGUCACUGAAUGUGGAUCUAUCAGGCUGGCAGCUUGCUUACACAUUUUCAAUUGUGGAUUUUUUUUUUAAUCAUGAUGUUUCAAAUAAGCAAUUAAUUCAUGAGUUUGAAAAAACUUUAGGGUUAAUACCUGGGUAUAUGUAGAGGCCAAUCAAGUAAUACCUGCUUAUAGCAAUAAUGUCAUAAAACUAAAUGCAAUAAAUCAUGUAAUGUUAUAAAAAGCCAUCAAUGUAACAAAACCCUGAGAUAAUAACAUAAUACCAUGUUUUAUAAUAGCUUUUUAUGUUAAAGUUUCUUAACAGUGUAAUUACAUCAAUCAAUAAUGUAAUCAUAUUCAUAAAGCUAUUCAGAAGUAAGAGCGACACUAACUGACAGUGAAUUGGACAAAAUGUUAAAUACUGCCAAAAUCUUGAAAUGGCAACUUGAAGUUGCCAAGAUUUUGUUCCAUUAUUGGCUUUUAAUACAUUAUAGGCUUUAUUUCAUUUAGUUUUAUUACAUUUUUGACAUUUCUUACUAGAGUUGGAGAAGGUGAUCUCUAUGUUCCCAAACAAAUUCAUAUUCCUUUUGUGCCUUUGAAUCAAAUGUAUGAUGCUGGUAUGUCUCGGUCAUGUCUUUGUAUGAUUUUAUUGCAUCUUUUUGUUUUUCUUUGUUUUGUUUUUUUUUUUUGUUUGUUUGUUUUUUUGUCAACACAAGGGUGUGAGUUGAAAAGUAACGUAUACGUUUGAAGGCUUCUCCAAAGCUGUGAAAAUGUACCUGUGCGUGGGAAUUCCGAAGUAAACAUUAGGAUUUGACCGAUAUGGGUUUUUGAUGGCCGACAGAGAUAUUUUUGUAUUGAAGCUGCUGAUCGCGCUGCUAAUUUAGUGUUUGACCAUUUUAUACCAAAAACUCCAUGUAGUCAAUGUUUCCACCGGUGGAAAAGCCUCUGAAACAGCAUUUAGACCAUCAUGGGACAUCAAAACCCAGACUAAUGAAACUUUUAGGAAUAGCGGCUCUUUGAAGUGAUAAUCUGCAAGGUUUGUGUUUGUGUUGAUUUUGGCGACACCUUUGAUGAUAAGUGGUUAUUGCUCACCUGUUUUGCACUCUAUGUAGGCACUGGCCCAACAUACUGUUAAUAAAGACACUCAAUCUGGACUGCAGCCUCUGAUAUUUCUUCCACCCUGUGUUACUGAUUCCAUACAACCUCCUGUCAGUUGCUUCUGUCAGUAUAAAAUGCAUCACUUCUCAUGCGGCAGAGGAUUUUUACAGGAAAAGGACCACAGCAAAUGUCAAACUUUUAAUAAAUUCACUAUGACUGAAUCACUAUUGUAUUGUAUGGAGAAGAGCAAAACAUUUGUUUGUUUAAAUGAAAAAAUUGCAGAUUAUCACUUUAAAGCAGGGAACCCUCCCCCCUCCAUAAUUAUUCAGUGGAAAGGAUACUCUGGGAUACAUUAGAAUAAUAUUUUUAGAUAAUGAUGCACAGUAAAGUAACAAAAGGACUAAGUAUAACAUGCAGAGAAAAUAAAAUGUCAUGACAAGUAGUUUUUCUUCAGCUGUGGUCAGGAAAGAACUUCCAUGAUAUCAGCAGUGGACAGCAUGUCAAGCUAAUGUCUGAUGUUUUGCAUUUGCUAACAUUGGAAUCAGCCCCAAUGCACUUUGAAUGGACUAAUUUAGAGAUGAGGCUUUGUGAAGUAUGACCGUAUUUGAUUUAAUUCUAUCGUGGUUGAUUCUAUAUGGUUCAUAUUCCAAUGUUGGCCGAUGAGGACUGAUUUAAGGCCAGUAUCGGCAAACCAGUAUAUCGGUCUAAUCCUUGUAAAGGCAACAUAGGGAUCCAUCGUGAAUGAGUCAUGGACUUUGGUCACGUCAAAAUACUCACCAGAUUUUCUGCAACUAGCAAGACUAAACUGCGCAGACAUCCACUGGUUGAUAUCUAAAGCAACAAUUCCAAACUUCACUCUAUCCAACAGAUAAAAAUGAAGCCAUUGAUUAGCUAGCUGAUCACAUUCCUGGAUCGGGAAAGGAUUUUCAGUGUAUAUGAAAAAUUUGUAAAGGACUUAACAGAUUAGAUGAAAGAUGGUACCUGUAUGAAUCUGUGAGAGCGUAGGCCUGUGUAUGAGAACAUAGCUUAACUUGUGUCACUGUGCGUAGGUGUAUGAAGUUAAAGAGGCACUAGAUGUAUGAUGACUGUUGAAAUAAAAUCUGAAAUGGUA
Molecule: messenger RNA, 7542 nt
Organism: Myripristis murdjan (pinecone soldierfish)
Lineage: Eukaryota; Metazoa; Chordata; Actinopteri; Holocentriformes; Holocentridae
Gene: dusp16
Product: dual specificity phosphatase 16
Exons: 6
Coding region: 29-2077 (682 amino acids)
Biological process (GO): peptidyl-tyrosine dephosphorylation; negative regulation of MAPK cascade
Cellular component (GO): nucleus; cytoplasm
Molecular function (GO): protein tyrosine/threonine phosphatase activity; MAP kinase tyrosine phosphatase activity; MAP kinase tyrosine/serine/threonine phosphatase activity
Source: RefSeq, a predicted model, not a curated record